AUGAACGAGCCACCGGCGAAGCGGAGGAGGACCAUUUCGCCUGACGAACAAACAUCAAGCCCUCUGAGGAAGCCUCCUCGACGACCGUCUUUCGCAUCGCCUACAAAAGCCAGCCUUGCGCGCAAUUACCCGAAUCUCCUAUCUUCGUCACCUCUCAAAGCAUCUCCAAGACGCAACAGGCAAGCGGGGUUGUCAGCCAGACGUGGUCCUCGAGCAAGGGAAGAGAGCGAUUCGGGACGACCGGGUGAUGAAAAUGAGCCAGAACUCCCGGGAACCCCGACUCAGAACGACCGCGAGAAUCCGAAGCAGCCGCGCCGAGGUAUCCUCUUCUCCUCACCAAGCAAGCGACCUUCGCGUGUCAGAGAUCCUGUAAAACAGCCUCCACCAACUUCGAGAGCGCCAGCAGUACAGCCCGAUGAUAUCACAGGGCCUAUAGAGGAUGGUCCUGUCGAAGACGUCACCCAGGAAGCGGUACGAGAGAGACAACCUCCAGAUCCAGAGAUCGAGACAAGGAAACAAGAGAAGGCACGUCUGCAGCGCGAGGUAGAAGAGUUGGAGGCUCAAGUAUCAAGAUGUAUUGACGAGGUGGUCAAAGAGCAGCGUCGUGGUCCAGAAGAUUCUUUACGGCCUCCAGAGCGCGACAGUUUGAAGAAGUUCAUAUCCGAGAUCAGCGGUACUGAUACAGAGCCGGAGAAGUCAGCACCAGUAUCAAGUCUGCUUUCUUCGUUCUUACCAUUCGCCGCCCUUUCCGUUCCUUCACCACGCCCGAAACAAGCAGAGAAGCCAGUUCCAUCUCAUCGGCCAGUGGAACUAGCGGAUCCCUUGCUUUACCUGGAGAUGUUUACAUCGCUCAACUUCUCCACACAACUUAGCCUGCCUCGUAGUAAGAUAUCUCCGGCGUCACAGCGCGUUCAUCAGAAACAUACCAUCGAUAUUGCGGGCCCACAGAAGCUGUUGACGGCCCAGGUUUCGAUUACAAUCGACGCGUUGGCGCACGAGAUUAUCGACAUGCAGCUGCUUCGGAUCUCACCAUGGGCCGAGCGUGAACUAGGCACCUACAUCCGCGCAAGAGCGCUAGAAAGAGAUCUCGGUAAUGCCUCCUGGGCCAUGGACUCGUACUGGCAAAUCGCGAGGAAACGCGCGCAACACUGGCACAAGUGCGAAACCAACUUUGCGCAUCUACUCGUGGGUCGCACCGCAGAAGAUACUGAGAACACUCAGCCAGUAAAAUCCAUCACGCGCAAAGACCUAAGCAGGAACUUGGGUCGUGAUACCUUGAUUCUACAGGACAAACACGUCUUACUGAAGCUCAAUUGGCGGAUCGGCUUCGAUUGGACGGGCGAGGCCGAGUCGGAUGUCAGUGUAGAAGCCGCGUUUCCCCAGGUGUGGUCGGAAAUGGGUGAUGGUGCUGCUGCUUUUAAGAAGAUACCCCAAACUUUUGCUUCUCUUGUUCGCACAAAGGGUGCUUUUCAAGCUACUAGUGUUAUGGUAGCUUUGCUCUUUUCUCAGUAG
Molecule: messenger RNA, 1512 nt
Organism: Alternaria burnsii
Lineage: Eukaryota; Fungi; Ascomycota; Dothideomycetes; Pleosporales; Pleosporaceae
Exons: 2
Coding region: 1-1512 (503 amino acids)
Source: RefSeq, a predicted model, not a curated record